Molecule: messenger RNA, 1864 nt
Organism: Cicer arietinum (chickpea)
Lineage: Eukaryota; Viridiplantae; Streptophyta; Magnoliopsida; Fabales; Fabaceae
Source: RefSeq, a predicted model, not a curated record
AUUAUAGAUAAAGGCGUGAUAGAUAGAUUGGUAGAUAUUACAUAUUCUCCCUAUUGUAUAGAUUCCCAUGUCAUGUUGUUUGUGGAACCCACUUGAUUGAAGCUUAGGAAUUAGGACUCACAUUUUUGCUGCUUUACUCCUACCCUUGUUUAACAAUGGAACACAACAGAAUAUAUAAUCUUUUCUUAGCUUCAAAGUUAAACAGGGUUGAAACUUGAUCUAAACUUGCACACUACUCUUCUUUCUUAGAUUUGAUCACAUAUAUAAUGACAAUGUGGUCCAAUUCAAUCCAAUCCAACACAUGCAUAAACAUUCUGUCAGGGUAAACAUAUGGAAGCGCUGAAGGGAUUCAAAUUAUGUGUUAUUUCGUUGCUUCUUUUUCUCAGUAGUACUCUUACUCAAAGCUUAAGCUCAACUGAAUUAGCAUUUGAUGACAGUGAAUAUGAAGAUUGGGAAAGCAAUCAUAUACCAACAAGUGAAAUGGAGGAAGCUGAAUGGAAGAUGGUGCAAAGGAAAGGAAAUCAGUUUGUGGUGAAUGAGCAACCUUUCUAUGUAAACGGAUUCAACACUUAUUGGUUGAUGGUAUUUGGUGCGGAUGAGUCCACAAGAGGAAAAGUCACUCAAGUUUUCAAACAUGCAUCCUCUGUUGGUAUGACAGUUUGUAGGACUUGGGCCUUCAAUGAUGGCCAGUGGAGAGCUCUUCAAAAAUCUCCAUCGGUUUAUGAUGAAGACGUAUUCAAGGCUCUGGAUUUUGUGAUAAGUGAAGCAAAGAAAUACAGAAUCAGGCUCAUAUUAUCAUUGGUUAACAACUGGGAAUCAUAUGGUGGCAAAGCACAGUAUGUGAAGUGGGGCAAUGCUGCUGCUGGCCUUAACUUGACCUCCGAUGAUGAAUUCUUUUCACAUCCAACUCUCAGAGGCUAUUACAAGGACCAUGUCAAGACGGUGCUCAAUAGAGUUAACACAUUCACAAAUGUCACUUAUAAGGAAGAUCCAACAAUUUUUGCUUGGGAGCUAAUGAAUGAACCUCGAUGCACCUCUGACUCCUCAGGUGAUAAGUUACAGGAAUGGAUAAAAGAGAUGGCAUUCUAUGUGAAGAGCGUUGAUCCAAAACACCUAGUGGAGAUUGGCCUGGAAGGAUUCUAUGGCCCCUCAACACCUCAGAGAUUUCAGUUCAACCCAAAUUCAUAUGCUCAGCAGGUUGGAACAGAUUUUAUCAGAAACCACCAGGUUCUAGGUGUCGACUUCGCUUCUGUUCAUAUAUAUCCAGACUCUUGGAUUUCACAAUCAAUUGCGGAUACCCAUAUCCCAUUUGUUAAGUCUUGGAUGGAAGCCCACAUGGAGGAUGCUGAAAAGUAUCUUGGAAUGCCAGUUGUUUUUGGUGAGUUUGGUGUAUCUGCAAAAGACCCUGGCUAUAAUUCAACAUAUAGAGAUACACUAAUAAAUACUGUGUACAAGACCAUCCUAAACUCUACAAAGAAAGGAGGUAGUGGGGCUGGAAGCCUUUUGUGGCAACUCUUUCCCGAUGGAACGGAUUACAUGGAUGACGGGUAUGCCAUUGUUCUCUCAAAAGCUCCUUCUGCGUCAAGCAUGAUAUCUCUUCAAUCCACAAGGCUUGCCCUAUUCAACUCCCUCUGCUCUGAGAGAUGCCACUGGGGUUGUAAGAAGAAAAAAGUGUUGAGAAAAGUACUCUAUCACGAUGAGCUUUAACACCAUGUAUCUGGAAAGUUGCCAGUUAGUUGUAUAAACAUGCUUGUCUCAGGAAGCAUAUGCAAGAGUAUCAGCUUCAGUUUGUAAAUGAUACAACAAAGAAAGCUAAGAGUGAAGAUAAAUAUAGGGAUUCACUAUAAUAUUCUGUUUGUAUUGA